AUGGCCACCAUCUCCAACCUCAAAGCCAUACGCGAAGUGAUAUCUAAGAAUGACGAGACAAGACGAAUGGUCAUGAGGUUGAAGACAAAGGACCUAGAUCCCGAAGAUUACCGCAAGUCAUUAUACAGCCUUGGGAGCGAGAUAUUCCCCAAUUGGGAAUCAGACUGCCGUAUCCGAUUCCUCGCCAUGAAAUGA
Molecule: messenger RNA, 195 nt
Organism: Penicillium soppii
Lineage: Eukaryota; Fungi; Ascomycota; Eurotiomycetes; Eurotiales; Aspergillaceae
Exons: 1
Coding region: 1-195 (64 amino acids)
Source: RefSeq, a predicted model, not a curated record